AUGUUGCUUGAUCUCCCAGAGGAGGCUCUUUGCCUGAUUGCGGAAGAGCUAGGUCUCCAGUGUGAUCGCUAUUCCCUAGUUCUAUCAUGUCGUCGACUGUACACAAUUUUGCUACCAACUCUCUACUCCCGGGUUGUUCUUUGUGAUGUCCACAACCAUACCAUUAGGCAAGUCAGUCAGUUCUUCAAUAAUAUCGCUCGAGAGCCGCGGUUGGCGAACGCCGUGCGAGCUCUUCGCCUGGAGAGUUGGGACACCGAGGACGACAUCGAGCACAUCGACUGUGAAUUUGAAUAUGACGCGGACCUCAUCCACGGCCUUGUCGCUGGAACAUGUUGGUCGAUGCAGCCUUAUGGUCAGCUGCUACGCGGAAAUACCGAUGCGUGGUUGGCUUUGCUGCUCCCCCAGUUGAAAGGCUUAAGACAAAUCAGCAUAUGCUACCCGUUUGGGUCGGAAUACGUUCAGCAGAUGUUAGUGAAGGCUGCAAAAGAGGACGUCACAGCAUUCGGUCGCCUCGCCGACGCUUUUGCGGAAUGGUAUGAUACGGAAAAUUCCAUCCAUGCAAGCUGCAUGGAACCUUUUUUCAAAUUCCCGUCGAUACGCAGGAUUGGAGGAUCCUUUAUUCUCGACUCUGAUCGUGAGGUCGGACAACCCCGCAUCACACCCUUCUCGGGAGUCACAGAUAUUGAUCUCGACAUGACCAACACUGAGUGUGGAUUUGGUGUCUGGAUUGAAUCUUGCAAGGCUCUCAAGACAUUCCGUUUGAAUAUUGGUGGGUCAAUGGUCUCAGAUGGACCUGACAUUGUAUCGGCACCCCUUCGAGAAUCUAUAUCCCUUCACAAGUCAACGCUGGAGGCGUUUUGGCUCUGUGGCGAAACAUGUCAGUCAUUAGAUGACGAUGAUGGAUGGAUGGGAUCCUUUGCCGAUUUCAAAGUGAUGAAAUAUCUACAUAUCUCUACAACAAUGCUCGCCGGGCUUGACGAAGACCUUGAGCCCACCCACGACCUCGUGGAGCUUUUACCGCCGUCCCUUGAGACUUUGUUUCUGUGUCACUGCCACAACGAGCUGCUCGAUUGGGUUAUUGAUCAACUCGAACGUCUGGUAAAUUCAAAUGCUCUGCCACGCCUUACUUCGCUGGGACUUGAAGGCUGGGGACCUUCAGAGGUGGAUGAAAGUUCCUUGGAGACUAUGCGCAGACUGGAGGAGUUGGACAAAAGAUGUGCCGAAGUUGGAUUGUACUUUGCUACUUCUAUUGGAAGUCACAGAGCAGUACCGAGUCGUUUUGUAUCGCUUUGGCCUUGUGACUAG
This is a messenger RNA of Penicillium coprophilum, 1305 nucleotides long. RefSeq lists its product as uncharacterized. NCBI's taxonomy places the organism in Eukaryota, Fungi, Ascomycota, Eurotiomycetes, Eurotiales, Aspergillaceae. The record is from RefSeq and is a predicted model, not a curated record. The coding region runs from base 1 to 1305 and encodes 434 amino acids. The transcript has a single exon.